AUGGUCCCCUGUACCGGAAGCAACACAGUGGCACCGAUUGCGUCCCUUCACGGAGAAGUCUGAAAACACAGCGGUGCUUCGAGUCGGACUAUGGAGCUGGACGGGGAUCGCUGAUUGCCCGCCGCAACGCGAUCGGUCGUUGUGCCGGUUUUAUGCAGGCUACUUUUAUUUAAAAGAAUUAAGUAGGUGUUUUAACAUUAAUUUAUUGGCAUGGCCUCGUCAGACGCCAAUAAUUUCAACUAUCUUCCCUCUGAGAGGGAUAAGCUGUCAUCUCCUACCUCUCACCAUGGCUCCAACAAUGUGGGCAGCCAUGUCGACUGUAACCAUGACGACAGACUGUUGUCACCGUCGGGGGGCUGGGUGGGUGCAGAACAGGAAGAGGAAGCACUUCGCAGGAAGUUGAAGUAUUUCUUCAUGAGUCCCUGCGACAAGUUCCACGCCAAGGGACGCAAGCCCUUCAAACUGGGCCUACAGAUCCUCAAGAUCAUCAUAGUCACGGUUCAGCUGGUGUUGUUUGGUCUGAGUAACCAGAUGGUGGUGACCUUUAAGGAGGAGAACACGGCAUCCUUUAAGCACCUCUUCCUCAGGGGCUACGCGGAAGGCUCCGGAGACACCCUAGCCGUCUACACGCAGGCCGACGUCUACGACCGCAUCUUUUAUGCCAUCGAGCAGUAUCUGUCAUUACCCCAGACCACAGUGGGCAGGUAUGCCUAUGUGUAUGGCGUAGGUGUGAACUCCAGCGCCCUCUCUCUUUGCCAGCAGUACUACAAAAAGGGUCGCAUCGACCCAGCAAACGACACUUUCAGCAUAGACCCAGAGGUGGUCACAGAUUGUGUAGGAGUGAACCCUCUCUCAGUCCCUCCUACAUCUCUGAGUAAUAGCUACCGAAACUUCACACUCAAGUUCCACAAGCUCAUUAAUGUAACUAUUCAGUUCCAGUUGAAGGCCAUUAACCUACAGACCAUCAUAAACAAUGAGAUUCCUGACUGUUACACUUUCCUCAUCACAAUAGUGCUGGAUAACAAGGCCCACAGUGGGAAGGUGAAGAUCAGUCUGGAUAACCACGCCUUCAUUAAGGAGUGCAGAGACCCCAGCGUCUCUGGCCACGCGGAGAACUAUGCGCGUGUGGCCUUUGACGUGGCCGUCUCAGUAGUGUGUCUGCUGUCCCUGCUCCUCUGUGGGAGGUCAAUCAUCAGAGGCAUCGUACUGCAACAGGAGUUUGUGGAGUUCUUCCGUGUGUCUCUGGGUCGUGCGGUCAGCUGGAGUGAGCGGCUGGAGUUUAUUAACGGCUGGUACCUCCUCCUCAUCUGCAGCGACUUGCUGACCAUCACCGGCAGCUUCAUCAAGAUCGGCAUUGAAUCCAAGAACCUGUCGUCCUAUGACGUGUGUGGGAUCCUGCUGGGCACGUCCACUCUGCUGGUGUGGGUGGGAGUCAUCCGCUACCUCAGCUUCUUCCAGAAGUACAACAUUCUGAUAGUGACUCUUCGAGCUGCAUUCCCCAAUGUCAUCCGAUUCUGUUGCUGUGUGGCCGUCAUCUACCUGGGCUACUGUUUCUGUGGCUGGAUCGUACUGGGACCCUACCACGUUAAAUUCCGCUCCUUGUCCAUGGUGUCAGAGUGUCUGUUCUCGCUGAUCAACGGGGACGACAUGUUUGUGACGUUCGCCGGCAUGCAGGAGAGCAGCACGCUGGUGUGGGUGUUCAGCCAGGUGUACCUGUACACCUUCAUCUCCCUCUUCAUCUACAUGGUGCUCUCACUCUUCAUCGCCCUCAUCACCGGAGCCUACGAGACCAUCAAGCACCAGACCCAGGAGCCCUUCCACAUCACGGACCUGCACGCCUUCAUUGCGGAGUGCACUGACACACCCAGCUCCGGCAAGUUCCGUGGCCUGGAAACAUCCCCCUGCUCCUUCUUCUGCUGCUGUGACAGGACCACCACCUAUGAGGAUGUGCUGCUGGUUAAUUAGCACUUUGCUGCCCCCUAUUGGAACAGAGAACACACUGCAUAUGGAGGACCUCAUGAUCUCUCUCUCUCUCUCUCUCUCUCUCCCCCCUGUAGCUCUCCCACAUACUGCCCCUGAAGUGUUUGGAAACUCUACGGGUACUAAGUAGCACAUUAUACUAAAAUGGACCAUUUCUGUGUCCGUGCGUGUGUGUGUGUGUCUGUGUGUCUCUGUGUGCAUGUGUGUGUGUGUGUGUGUGUGUGUGUGUGUCUCUCUCUCUGUGUGUGUGUGUGUGUGUGUAUGUGUGUUUGAAUGGGAGAACAUCAGUGCCUCCAAGGCAGCCACCAACCUACUGGACGAAUCAAAACGGCUGCAUUUUGUAUUUUAAACUGUUUAUUUUUCUUCUUUGUGUUUACUUUUGACAAAAGACCAUGCACUUCACAACUGUUCUGAAAUUGUCAAUGUCAGAUAUGACCUCAUGUGUUUUCUCCUCUGUAAAUGACAUGAUACUAAUGUGUCUUUUUGUAUGGAUUUUUAUGAGAAUUUGUAUGUCCCAUGACAUCUGAAAUGUUGUAGAAAUUAUUUUGUGGUGUCAUAAAUGUUGCUUGGACAACAAGACUAAA
Molecule: messenger RNA, 2564 nt
Organism: Alosa sapidissima (American shad)
Lineage: Eukaryota; Metazoa; Chordata; Actinopteri; Clupeiformes; Clupeidae
Product: mucolipin-1-like
Exons: 14
Coding region: 211-1965 (584 amino acids)
Cellular component (GO): lysosomal membrane; plasma membrane
Molecular function (GO): NAADP-sensitive calcium-release channel activity
Source: RefSeq, a predicted model, not a curated record